This is a messenger RNA of Ruditapes philippinarum (Manila clam), 1680 nucleotides long. RefSeq lists its product as uncharacterized. Lineage: Eukaryota; Metazoa; Mollusca; Bivalvia; Venerida; Veneridae. Gene Ontology annotation, molecular function: zinc ion binding. The record is from RefSeq and is a predicted model, not a curated record. The transcript has a single exon. The coding region runs from base 1 to 1680 and encodes 559 amino acids.
AUGGAAGUCUCAGGACGUAAAGAAACUUCUAUAUCAUGCCAGCCUUGUCAGCGUGACGGGGAUACUGUACAAGCAGAUGGUUAUUGUGAGAAUUGUAACGAGUUUAUAUGUUCAUCAUGCAUCAAGGCACACCGGAAGUUGGCAACUACCAAAAAUCACGUGAUCAAACUCAAAGAUGAAAUGCCGACAUAUCAGACUAAAAGUGACCCGUGCACUGAACUAUGUGAUGUUCAUGUAAACGAAAUAGUGAAGUUUUAUUGUCAAGAGCACGACAGCGUUGGUUGUGGAGACUGUAUGGUACUUCAACACACUUCUUGCAAGGUUCAGCUUGUCUCAGAUGUGUCUAGUAACUAUGACAACAGUAUCGACCUUGUUUGCAUUAAACAUAGAAUUGACAAUCUUGGGGAAAACCUUGCUUCAUGCAAAGAAGAAAUAAAAUGCAGUUUGAAAACAGCAGAUGAAAUAAAGGCCGAAGUCGUCAAAGAAAUUAAACUUUUUCGUAAAGAAAUGGAUGAUUAUCUAGACAAAAUGGAAGCAGAGGUUUUACAAAAAGUUGAUGAAGUGAAUGAUAGAGAUGUCUCUUCCCAGAAAAAGCUUCAAGAUCAAUGCGAGGUAUUAUCUAAUGAAAUUAAAGAAUUUCAAAGAAAAUUGAAUCAGUGCAAAUACAAGGUCAACAAUUUGUUUGUGACAUCAAAGCGUGUACAGAGAAAAUUAAAAAACUGUCAAAAAAUAAUUGAAAACAUUUCAGCCAAAAGUCAGAUAAACUCUUUAGAAUUUAGAGCAUCUGAAGAUUUUGAUACUUUGAGGAAACAUAAUGCAUCCCUUGGUAGUCUAACAACACAAGUAGAAACUUUUUCGGGGCAAUUCAAGAAAUGUAUUCAUGACGUGAAGGCACGUUUUGUUAAGAAAAUUAAUGUUCAGGUAAAAAACGAAGGCAAUUGUGAUAUAACAGGAAUCGCAAUUAUAUCUGAUUCCGAUAUUCUUUUAGCUGAAAACGCAAACAAAUCGUUAAAAGUUGUAAAUUACAAAGAUGAUAAAGUCACCUCUACAUUGAAAUUGUCAGAUUUUCCCGCAGGCAUAACAACAAUCAAUUCUGCAUCUGUUGCAACAUGUUUACCAAAUAAAGGCAAAUUAUUGUUUGUGAAUACGCAGAACGGUUUGACUGAAAGGCACAGUCUGAAUGUCAGGAAAGGAUGUGGUGGAAUACAUUAUCGCAAUAAUAUAAUGGCAGUGUCCUUUAUGGAACCUCCCGCUGUUCAGGUAUUGGACAUGGAAGGUCAUAUCCUUCAUCAGGUUAGAGAUUCAAGCAUAUUGAAAACUCCGACAUACGUUUAUCUGAGUAUAGAUAAUGAGAGUAUGUUUGUGUCUGACAGUAUCAACCGUGUGGUGUACAAAUUUACACUCCAGGGCGAACUGAUAUCUCAAAGUAAAAGCGGGAAUAAUAAUAAACCAGCAGGAUUAACAGUUACAAACUGUGGGUGUGCUGUUGUUUGUUAUCCAGCAAACAGCGAUUCGCUCGGAGUUAUUGUACCUGGUACGAAAGAGAUUCUGCAUUUCUCUGUGCAACAUGUAUUGAAUCCAUUUUCUAUUAACAUUUCUAAAGAGCAAAAUACAAUGUUCAUCAGUGAUUUCAAGAACUCCAUAGACCGUAAUUUCAUUAAAAUAUUUGAAUUAAAGUAG